Messenger RNA from Quercus robur (English oak), 795 nucleotides. RefSeq names its product ABC transporter C family member 4-like. The transcript is spliced from 4 exons. Gene Ontology annotation, cellular component: vacuolar membrane; plant-type vacuole. The record is from RefSeq and is a predicted model, not a curated record. NCBI's taxonomy places the organism in Eukaryota, Viridiplantae, Streptophyta, Magnoliopsida, Fagales, Fagaceae. Gene Ontology annotation, molecular function: ATP hydrolysis activity; ATPase-coupled transmembrane transporter activity; ATP binding. The annotation marks the transcript as partial. Gene Ontology annotation, biological process: transmembrane transport.
CAUCUUCUUUUUGAAGGAACAGUGAGAGCCAAUGUUGAUCCAACCGAACAGUAUUCAGAUGAAGAGAUAUGGAAGAGCCUUGAACGCUGCCAACUUAAGGAUGUGGUGGCUGCAAAACCCGAUAAACUCGAUUCUUUAGUGGUUGAUAGCGGAGAUAACUGGAGUGUGGGGCAAAGGCAGCUUCUCUGUUUGGGCAGGGUAAUGCUAAAGCGCAGCAAAAUUUUGUUCAUGGAUGAGGCCACAGCUUCUGUUGAUUCACAGACUGAUGCUGUUAUUCAAAAGAUCAUCCGGGAGGACUUUGCAACCUGUACAAUUAUUAGCAUUGCUCACAGAAUACCCACUGUCAUGGAUUGUGAUAGAGUUUUAGUUAUAGAUGCAGGGCGGGCAAAAGAAUUCGAUAAACCAUCUCGCUUGCUUGAGUGGCCAUCACUCUUUGGGGCAUUGGUUCAAGAGUAUGCCAACCGCUCAUCUGGACUAUAAGACAACCUGUCUGCUUUCCUAUCAUCACAUUUUCUAUACCAACUGCAGCUGGCUGCUGUUGACUAAUUAUCUGAGUACGACCAUCUAUCAAAUACCAUGAUAGAAUUCCUUCCUGGGUGGCUGAAGAGUAGUACUUCUCAUUAGCAAAAUGGCAAAUUAAAAUAAGACUCUUGUCAUUGAUUCAUUGGGUAUUUGUAUUGAGAGGCCCACUAUUUGAAUAAUUGAAUUACCUUCAAAUGCUCGAUUCUUGCAUUUGAAAAUUUGAAAUUUAGAAACAUAUUAGUGUUAUGAAUAGCCAAUAUUAGUGUUAUACAA